Molecule: messenger RNA, 848 nt
Organism: Acanthoscelides obtectus
Lineage: Eukaryota; Metazoa; Arthropoda; Insecta; Coleoptera; Chrysomelidae
Source: the annotation of a GenBank genome assembly
GGAUUGUUCCUUACACCUGAGGAGUUUUACAAACGCCUUGACGACAUGAACGUGUUAAUUGUAGACGUUCGACAAACUAACGAAUACGAUCAAACUAGAAUCAAGAAAAAAAUGCAGGAGGCAUGAUUAAUAUUCCACCCGAACUCAUUCAACCAGGCCUUUUCGCAAAUACGCUAGGGCUUAAAUUGCCACCAGUGACCUGUGUAAUCUGGGAUAAGCGAGAUAGCUUCGACUGCAUUGUCAUUUUGGAUUAUGACACAACAAAGUUUACCUUAUGGAUUGUCGAAAUUACAACUGACUACGCAUAUUCAUAACUGAGUGGGACUGCAACAGAAGCUACCGGGAGCUCCCAUUUAUCCUAGAUGGCGGUUUAAAAGAGUUCGUUCAAUGUUAUCCUUCAGAAGUAGAGAAUUCUGGUUGUUUGUUCGCUAAGCAAAGCUCGGAGAUCGACGAUUUGUUGGAUAUAGACUCAGUGGAAUAUCCUGGUUCAGCCUCAGGAGGACUUCAUAGAAACCUCAUGGUUGAUUCGGCAUAUUCUAUGGGCAACAUAGCAAAACCUGUAGAGAGGGACUUCUCCGCAGAAGAAGACCAUGAAGUAGCGCUUAAAUUGCGUAAUAUACGUUCAGAAGGGGCAUUGCCGAAAAAUUCGUACUUUGCCAAGGAGCCAGGUGUAUCUAGUGGCACUUACACGAGCAUUUCCGAGCAUCGAUUUCCAAUGGAAUACAACAAAGGAAACAUUAACCCUGCAGCUUCGACGGACUUCAUGAAGCCGCAAGAUAUGUCGGUUGAGGAACGCGAGGUAAUUUAUUCAUUUAUUAUUGCUUAAUGAAAUAAUGCCCGCCAGUGGC